CUAUCUAGUAUCGAGGUAAGCGCCUGGUGGCACAGUGCGUGCAGUGUGCGUGCAGCUACAUGCAUGCAACGUAUCACACAUACGACAAAACGUCUGCGGGGCGUCUCAAAAACCAGUCGAGAGCCGCACUUUCCUGCAAGGACAUCAACACCACAUCGCUUGGAACCUGUUCAACCACAUCUACUGUAUGAAGGAGCGAAUAUCAGCUUCAAAGCUAAAUAUUACAUACUUCAGAUGCGUGUUGUGAACCGGCUCUAAUCGCUGGAUUCUUGGAUACCGAGGUAGCGAUGGCGAAUCUACACUUUGCAGUGUCUCUUCAAAGACUGAUUCCAUUCUUCGGUUACCACCAUAUGUUGAUGAUUCUGUUGGCUAUUGUGAUUGUAUUGAAUUCAAUAUCUCUGGCUGGGUGCGCAAGCUAUUCGACCAUGACGAACAUCUACGUCCUCGGUUUAUCGUAUAGCAAUUCGACCUCGAAACGCACUACUGAAGGUCAUGAUGUGUUGCUUGACGCAUUAAACAACUUGAAAGGAUCCGCCGAGCUUGAAGUCCGAGCGGGCUAUUUUGGGAUGUGCGUGCGCCAGCGUGGUGUCGUCUGGCUUUGUAGCUCUGACCACAAUGGUUUGGCGCAGCAAAUCGGGUUCGAAAAUGACCCGCUGAACUUGAUAGGCGCUGCUGCAAAGUUCAAGAACGAAGUUCUCUUCUCCGGUCUUCUUUUCAUUGCUGUAGUUCUCGCAUUUGUCACCAUACUGCUCCUCGCAACAUUCCCAGGGUGGCACGAAGAGCGAGAUGAGAGAACUGGUUCUGACAUAGAUAUAAGACCCUUCCCGUCGCGCCCAGUUUCACAAGUUGCCCUCGCAGCGAGCUUUGUCGCUGCGGCACAGUUACUUAUCGCGAGUUUGUGGCAACAUGUGGGAUCUGUAGGGGCAGCUGCAAUGGCCGAGUCAGCCAAUUACGGGAAUAUUCGAACGGAUAUUGGAGUCAGCGCAAUCACUAUGGUCUGGGUUGCCUUUACUUUACAGAUUACUGUUGCUAUAGGUCUGCUAGUUAUGGUUCUUUCCAUUAUCAUAUUGGAUAGAUUGACGGACAACGAUUAAGGUCGCGCGCCAGAAGCGCAGGAGUACAGGAACAGUGGUGACAAGAGUUUAUGGUGGGAGGCUCUGGGCUUCAUCAGAUCU
Molecule: messenger RNA, 1175 nt
Organism: Alternaria rosae
Lineage: Eukaryota; Fungi; Ascomycota; Dothideomycetes; Pleosporales; Pleosporaceae
Product: Ca2+ regulator and membrane fusion protein Fig1-domain-containing protein
Exons: 3
Coding region: 288-1094 (268 amino acids)
Biological process (GO): conjugation with cellular fusion
Cellular component (GO): membrane; mating projection tip
Source: RefSeq, a predicted model, not a curated record